This is a messenger RNA of Trichosurus vulpecula (common brushtail), 5282 nucleotides long. It is a transcript of the gene GOSR1, whose product is annotated as golgi SNAP receptor complex member 1. Lineage: Eukaryota; Metazoa; Chordata; Mammalia; Diprotodontia; Phalangeridae. Gene Ontology annotation, cellular component: SNARE complex; cis-Golgi network; Golgi medial cisterna. Bases 38 to 817 code for a protein of 259 amino acids. The record is from RefSeq and is a predicted model, not a curated record. The transcript has 9 exons. Gene Ontology annotation, biological process: vesicle fusion; endoplasmic reticulum to Golgi vesicle-mediated transport. Gene Ontology annotation, molecular function: SNAP receptor activity.
AGUGCUCCCCGGCUCCGGCUGACGUUGGACAACAGAGAUGGCGGCAGGAACCAGCAACUACUGGGAAGAUCUCCGGAAACAGGCCCGACAGCUUGAAAAUGAACUUGAUCUGAAACUGGUUUCCUUCAGUAAACUGUGCACAAGUUAUAGUCACAGUAGUGCCCGAGAUGGAAGACGCGACAGGUAUAGUUCUGAUACAACGCCCCUUUUAAAUGGAUCAAGUCAAGACAGAAUGUUUGAAACAAUGGCUGUGGAGAUUGAACAACUCUUGGCAAGGCUUACAGGAGUAAAUGACAAAAUGGCGGAGUACACCAAUAGUGCUGGCGUUCCCUCCCUCAAUGCAGCGCUCAUGCACACAUUGCAGCGACACCGAGACAUCUUGCAGGAUUACACACAUGAAUUUCAUAAAACCAAAGCAAAUUUUUUGGCAAUACGGGAAAGAGAGAACCUCAUGGGAUCAGUACGAAAGGAUAUUGAGUCAUAUAAAAGUGGUUCUGGAGUGAACAAUAGAAGAACUGAAUUAUUUCUGAAAGAACAUGACCACCUACGAAACUCAGAUCGACUGAUUGAAGAAACAAUAAGCAUCGCAAUGGCAACGAAAGAAAAUAUGACGUCUCAGAGAGGGAUGCUGAAGUCUAUACAGAGCAGGAUGAACACACUGGCCAUGCCUUCCCACAGAUCGUUUUCCUGCGGUAAACAGCUUAAUCCAGAGGAUCAACCUGCGCAAACGUCGAGACUCCCUCAUCCUGGGUGGUGUUGUUGGCGUCUGCACCAUCCUAUUGCUACUGUAUGCUUUCCACUAAUGGACAUUCUCUAGAGACUCUUGACAACCACCACUUCCUUGAGUUGAUUCCAAUUACAGAGCAAUGGGAAGGAGACAUGGACAGACCUGGGGAGUUAUUGGCCAUCAUCAUGUCACUUGGGGCCUGUGAGAGGCUAUGGUGCUGGUCCAGGUUGGGGCUGAAGCUGCAAUGUUUGUGUCCUCUUUUCACCAAAAUUUAUCUCCCCCUUUUUGUUUCAAAACCAAACCAAACUAAGAAAAGUUUUCAAUCCUUUGUGUCGCUAUGAGGUAAGUAAACAUAUUAAGGGGAAAAAGUGGCUCUAUGAUGGAAACUGGCGAUUGUUCACUAAAAGAAAAGUAUGUCUGAAGCUUGAGUGUCUUCAGUGGGCCAAUGUCCCUUGAAGUCCCAUUCCAGGCUCUUUUUGGCCUGUGACCAGUGUAUUGCAGCUUUAAGCCAUCAGGGUUGGUUUAUGAAUGAAUGCAGCUUUUUUUUUUCUUUCUUCCUUUUUUUAAUUUGUGGUAAACCGUCACAGGUCAUUCUGUGUCAUCUGUGCUGUAGAUUUCUACUCUGUCUUCAGUUUUGGGGGGUUUUAUAUUCAGAGGUAACUCAGUUUGCACAGAAACUAACCCACCUAUUUUUGUUGAGCAUAUAUCUAGUUUGGGGGACUUUUGGGAAACAGCCUCACUUUGGCAUAAGGAAGACUGAGACUGUUGCCCUAAUUGAAAUGCAGUAGAAUAUUUGUUCUAACCAUGGGCAAACUGCAUCGAUAGAAGGAUUCUUGGUCUGUAUGCUUUGGUGGGCUGGUGGUCAUCUAAAAAUCUUUGAAAAAAAGACACAAUGGCUUUUUAAAAGGUUGUUCAUUGUUUUGACUUUGGUUUCUUCUUUUUAAGAUUGAAUUAAUGUUUUCUGCUUUGAAAGUAGAAUGCAAUGUAAACUCUACUAUGAAAUGAGAAACUUAGGUUACCUCAGCCAGCUUUCAAAACUCCCCCAAACUGUUACAUGGCCCAAGCCCUCCUGAGUCAGAACUGACAUAUGUUUGUCAUUGAGGAAGGGUAUGGUCCAGUUUGCAGUCAGGCAUGCUCCACCUUGGGUAACUGUGUCAUGGGUAAACAAAAACAAAGAGCCCCCAUACCAUCCUGUGCUGCAUUAUCUAUCCCGUCUUCUUGCUCCCGCUGUGGGAGGAAACCAGGUCACCCUGUGUCUUUCUGAAUGUAGAAGAUCUCAUCUGGUCAAGGUUUCUGAACCUUCAGAAUGUUAUUUGGCUGUUCAGCAUACAUAGUGCAGAAUCUUCUUUUCAACUGCUCCUGUCUUCUGUCAGUCACUGAGAAAUUAUAAACUCUCCACUGGAGUUCUCUUAAAGUUCAGUCGCUCGAUCAGUCCUCCUGGCAGUUAAUUCCCCAUCUUGGUAAUGAUUGUGAUCAUAGGCAAUGUGGAGACUUGCCCAAUAUCUCUGUUCCUUUCCUGGAAAAAAAGGCUGCUUUAGACCUCUGGAGGUGCUGAUUCAUGCUCUGGGCUCCACCAGAAGGACUAAAAGAGCUUUGGACGUAGUGACAAAGCCACGUUAUGUUCCUGUGACCUGGAUUGACACACUGGCAUGAUAGGAUCCAGAGACCACAGAGAUUGUUCUUUUUGGUGUCAAAGUUCUGUUGCCUUCUGGAUUGGAAAGACGUGUGAUAAGAAUAUUUUUAAAUUACUGGGUUUAUUUUUCUAUGUAUGGGUUGAUCACUUCCUUGAUUGGGGAUGCUCUUGAUUUGAAAGAAAAUUAGUUUUCCCUGCAUGAAGCUUGAAGGAUCAGGGAAGUAAAUUCGUUAAUUAAAUUCUCUCUGUUGGGAGAUCAGAGCUCCCCUGACUCUUAUUGUCUUUGAUUUUUUUCAAAGGGCCUCACUUGGUGGGUGUGUCCCAGCUAGAGUUUAUAGAACUUUUGGUUACUCUACAGUUGGCAUUUAUAAAAUCUGCAGUAUCAUAAAAUAAAGUUAUUUAUUUAAUUAUAUAACCAGUCUUUUUACUGGUCUGAUUAUUUGGUGCAUUCAUUAAAUCUAAUUGUAUGAGAAUCAAACUAUUAUAGAAGAAUAAUCUUGCUUACUACAACAAAAUAAAUAAUCAGUUCUGUUGACUGGUUAAGUCAGGGUCAUGCAUAUGUGAAGGAGUAGAAUUUCUGGCAGGUAUCCUUUGUUUCUUUAGUGGCUAUUGCUAAUGAAUUUACUUUAUAACCUUCCCCCCCACCUUGCCACCCCAGAGCCCAUAUGAUCCAUUUUUAAUGUUGUCUCUCUCACUUAACACUGUGUACCAGUGGCCAAGACAUACUCAUUAUAUUUCUGCAGUGGCUUUGUUUAAUAUAUUCCUACAUUCUCCAAAAAGACCCCCUGCAAAAAACCACCAACAACCCCUAUAGUGUCAUAGAAUAUGAGGUUUGAAAGGGACCCUGGUGCUCAUCUAAGCCAGAGAAGCUCACUUAUUUGCUUGAGAUCACCCAACUUGUCAAUGGCAGGACUGGCUCCAGAGCCCAGGGCCCUCGACUCCUCCUUGUCUGAUGUGCUUUCUCCCAUUUCCUAUCAGAGCAAGAAAGGGAGGAGUGCUGUUGAGCUCUGACUUUACACUAAUCCCUGCAGCCUGUACCCUUGUCUUCAAAUUCAUGUCUUUUGCCUGGUGGUGUAUUCUUGUUGAGAAGAGAGGGGCCAAUUCUGAAAUCCUACUUCUUUGCUCAAAAGAUCUCAUCACUAAAAAAAAUAGGACUGCUUGAUGCUUUGGGGAAGAAACAUUCAGUGCCAUGAAUUAUGAACUUUUCUCUUUUCUGUCUUAUUAACAACCAGACACUCAGAACAUUCUAAUUCACUGUCAAGAUUAGAAAGCAUGGCAGCAAAAAUGGUGGCAGGGCCAGGAAAUUCCAAAAGAUACAUUUUUUUCCUUUGGGUUUAUUGAUAUCUUAGUAAAAUGUUUAAUUAAAAACUACUUGGUUCUUUCCUAAUUCAAGCCAUCAGCUCCAGGUGCUUUUGGUCUUUUGUCCUGGUAAUUUUCCACUCAUAUAUGAAUGAGGUGAGGUGCUCCCUAUAAAAUACAUUAUAUUACUUACAUAGGAUAAGAGUUUGGAAAUUUAGAGUAGAAAGAGAUCCCAGAGCUAAUUUAGUCUGACUCUUUUAUAGAGAAAGAAGAUGCUGGGGGUCAGGGAGACGCAGUGAUUGCGCAGGGUCGCACAGGCAGAAAGGGGUAGGGCUUGAAUCCAAACCCACCUCCCAUGCCAGUCCUCUCCACUCCCCUACUUGACCAUCAUGUGUUUGCAUUGUCAGAAAAGGGCUUUUCUGCCCCCUGUUCUUCCCUCCUUUCUGCCUGUUCACUUGUAGGCUUGGUUGUAAGAAAAACCUUCCCAGUAAGGAAAGUUGAUCCAUGAUCCAUGGCACUUAGAGCUGUGGUUAUGGAGGAGAAACCCUGAAAUUGGAGACAGAGCAUGGCAAGAAAUUCCCAGCAAGGUCACUUGCUUCUCUGUGUAGGAUAAGAUACAUUCACCACUUUCUCUUUAGUAUUGGAUACUACUAAAUGCAUCUUACUGAAAGAUUGUGCUUAUGGCAGUAUGAAUCAAAUACCUGUUUCUGAUAUGACAAGGAAGAGGCUUAAUCUUGUUAUAUUUUCAAACUCUGCAACAUAUGGAAAUUGAAGGACCUCAAACUUAUACAUGCUGAUCAUUAACGUCUCUACUUCUCUUUAGCUAGAUUUGUUUUUAUGACAACUGGCAAUGGAAAGGAAUAGAAUGUCCAUCCUAGACUGGGCUUAUUUAUUUGUUAUACUUCAAGUUAGAUUAUUAACAAGUAAUUAGAGUCCACCAAAUAAUUGAUGACCACCAAGAAUUCCCACUUAACCUUGCCCCAAGAACAUUGACACUUGGGUUAGUCUGGCUAGACCUGAAGUAACAUCGACUUCUGUGACAAGUGUAACUGAUGGAUGGGUAACUCCUCAGAGAACUCCAGGAAUUGUGUUCCAUCCUUUGGGGCAGGAGUCAUUUUGCCUUUUUGAACUCAUUGGAAAGAUGCACAACUUUGUUCGUAGGCCAAUCCUGUUGAGUGUACCACCAAACUUAAAUCUUUCUGGAAGGUGAAACUAAAGGAAGGGCCAGACAAUGUACCAAGACUGUUCGUGGAAUAAGAAAUUAAGACAAAGCUGAGCCAUAUUUGGGGGUCUUUGGUGACUUUCUCUGUACCCUAGAUCUAUCUCACCCAGGUACUAGGGCCUUUGCAUUUGCUUUCAUUCUUUCAGCUUUUAAAAGGGGAGAGAAAGAAUCAGUUACCAUCAUACAUCACCAGGAUGAAAGAUGUUUCCUCAUGAAAAAUGCCAAUACAAAACUCUUGUCUAUUCUUUUCCAGUUGCACUUUCUAUUUUUUUUCUUUUAAAAUAGCUUAUUGGAACCUAUUUUAUUGUAUUUGUAAUUAAUUCUCAUCUAAUGUGCAUUUUCUGUCUGUAUAGAAAAAGCUUUGUUAUGUAAUUUAAUAAUAAACUAGAAUUCUAAAUGGU